This is a messenger RNA of Hydatigera taeniaeformis, 450 nucleotides long. The record is from the annotation of a GenBank genome assembly. Lineage: Eukaryota; Metazoa; Platyhelminthes; Cestoda; Cyclophyllidea; Taeniidae.
AUGGGACAAGCUUCUCAGUAUGCAAAAAGUUUUAUAUCCUCUUCUGUUGUAGGCAUUCCGUUAACAAAUACCACAGAAGGUGUUACAUCUCCUCUUAACUUCACCUUUACGGAGAUACCACUAAAUGCCACGGGGACGGUCAAUCGAUCAGACCUUAUAACAGGCCCUAUUUCCACUGCACCACCAACAUUAAAUGAGACUGUUGAGUGGACAACAGCUGUAACUACAACGGACUUUCCGGAAAUCAUUGUAUUUGUUGACGAAAAAAAUCCUUCGGCCCCGCCAACCUUAAACGCCAGUUCUUCGGCCAAGGAUCUUAACGAGAAGUUCGAAAAAGCUGAGAAAAUUGGAGCCAUAGCCGGUGGAGUGAUGGCUGUUAUUGUGUUUGGCAUUGUUUUGGCUAUCUACUUCCUCUAUCGAAAGUAUCACGGUGAUUCAAUUAGCUUUUGA